AUGGAACCCACUAAACAAACCCUUUUAAUCGGCGGCCUCCUCGUCGACGUCUACUCCCACCCCACUUCGAGCUCCAGCUCCACAGAUCCCAUCCACGCGCUCUUCUUCCUCCACGGCCGCUUCGGAAGCGCACAAGCCAGUUACGUUGUCGAUACUGUUAAAUUUAUUUUCGAUGAGAGUUAUAGCUCUGGAGCGGAGGGCGGAAGGAAGAAAGAUCUUGUCGUCGUCGCAUUUGAUCAUAGGAACCAUGGGUCGAGACUCGUGGAUCAGAAGCGGAAUUUGGCGUGGAGCGAGGAUCUGGCUAAGAAUAAUGACCAGCAUGCCGUUGACAUGUAUACCAUCCAAACUGGUACAGCAGAAGACGUGUCCUUCCUAAUCGACCAUCUCCCUUCAAUCCUCUAUCCCUCGGGUGAACGGAUGGUUGUGGAAUGGGGUAUAUGCGGUGUGAGUCUUGGAGGACAUUCGACGUGGAUUGCGCUAUCUCGAGAACCCCGACUCACCCUCGGAAUCCCCAUAAUCGGGUGUCCUGACUAUACGAAACUCAUCUCCCAACGCGCCCAAUCUUCACGAAUCCCCUUCUCCCCGCCAUACUUCCCUACCUCCUUCAAAACAUAUAUAGAAACGCACGACCCUGCACAACUGGCGUACCGCGCCAAGGAUGCUUCCAAUCCGUUUUUUGGUAAGAAGAUUUUGGUGCUUUCGGGGAAGGAGGAUAAGCUUGUGCCGUGGGUGGCGUCGGCAGAGUUCGUGGAGGGUCUUGAAGUUGGGGAGGGGGGUGUUAAGAGGGUUGUGGUGGAGGAGGGGGCGGGGCAUGAGUGUACGAGUGGGAUGCGGAGGGAGGCUGGGUUGUUUGUGAGGGAAUGGUUGAGUGGCGCGGUGUUUUGA
Suillus subaureus is the source of this 885-nucleotide messenger RNA. Its product is annotated as Alpha/Beta hydrolase protein. NCBI's taxonomy places the organism in Eukaryota, Fungi, Basidiomycota, Agaricomycetes, Boletales, Suillaceae. The coding region runs from base 1 to 885 and encodes 294 amino acids. The record is from RefSeq and is a predicted model, not a curated record. The transcript has 5 exons.